AUGGCGCCCCCUCUUCUUCCUUUCAGAGACAUCAAUUUGCAUGCUUCGCCUUCUCAUUAUGCCUUCACCUCGCCUUCGUCACCCCAGGCCCCGACUCUUGUGGUGGACCGGCCAACGGGCGACCUCCGGUUGAACGAUGGGCCUCUCUCGGGCGCAAAGCGCAUCUCGAGCAUUGCGGGGAUUCUGGGAAUUCUGAAAUUGAAGCUAGACAAAUACAUCGUGGUCAUCACCAAGGCGCAGCCUAUGGGCCGACUCCGCGGCCACAUGGUGUAUAAAGUCGCCGCUACCGAAUUCCUGCCAAUGCGAGAACGCCCCCUCCACGAUCGGGAUGAAGACACAUACAUUGCGCUCGUCAAAGAACUGCUCCGAACCGGCCCCAUGUACUUCUCCUACUCCCUCGAUCUCACCAACAGCUUCCAGCGACAAUCGCAGAGUGCCGUCAACAGCCCCAUGUGGAAGCGCGCCGAUGACCGAUUUUUUUGGAACCGCUUCAUCCAGUCCGACUUGAUCGACUUCAGCUUGGGAGAGCAGGAAACCAGCGGCAUCCGCUAUGGCCCGCAGCCAGGCGUCGACCCGUAUAUCCUUCCAGUGAUGUUCGGUAUGCUGCGAAUUACACCUGCUCGCGUCAAGUCUGGCUCCUUCACGUUCGCUCUGAUCACUCGACGAUCUCGACACCGUGGUGGUACCAGAUAUUUCUCCCGUGGAAUCGACGAGCAAGGCAAUGUUUCGAAUUACAACGAAACGGAACAGAUUGUAAUCUUGAAUGACGCCACCGGGAGCUUGUCUGGAUUCGCUGGCGGACAAUCGAUGUCCAAUGAAAAAACAGGACAGGACCUCCAAGUGUACUCCUUUGUCCAGACCCGCGGUAGCGUGCCAGUAUUCUGGGCCGAGGUCAAUAAUCUUCGAUACACCCCUAAGCUUCAAGUGCGCGGAGUGGAAACUGCUGUCGAAGCCGCUCGCAAGCAUUUUGCAGAGCAGAUUCGUUUGUACGGAGAGAAUUACAUGGUCAACCUGGUCAAUCAGAAAGGCCGAGAGGAGCGCGUCAAAAGUGCUUACGAGCAGCUGGUUCGGAUCCUCAUAACUUCUUCUACCGAAUGCACCGAGGCUGAUGACAAGUCACCCGAAAAGAUGCAUGUUUUGGAACCAGGUCAAAAGCGUAAAGAGAUGGAUCGGUUGCAUUAUGUGUAUUUCGACUUCCACAACGAGACAAAAGGUCUUAAGUGGCACAGAGCUGAAUUGCUAAUGGGCCGACUUCACGAUGGACUGACCCAAGGCGGUUACUUCCGUGGUGUCGAACACCCUGGAUCCCCGGGCGGACAAUUGGAUAUUCGUUCCACUCAAUCAAGUGUCGUACGGACCAACUGCAUGGACUGUCUUGAUCGAACCAAUGUGGUUCAGAGCAUGCUCGGCCGCUGGGCGGUCACUCACCAGCUGAUUGAUGCCGGUGUGCUUCGGCAUGGUGAGACAGCAAAUGAUGACCAGGAGUUCGAAGAUCUGUUCCGCAAUAUCUGGGCGGAUAAUGCCGAUGUUGUGUCCAAGUCCUAUUCGGGAACGGGUGCCCUGAAGACGGAUUUUACCCGCACUGGCAAACGUACUCGGGCCGGUGCUCUUCAAGAUUUGAACAAUUCGAUCACUCGAUACGUGCGCAACAACUUCAUGGACGGACCCCGCCAAGAUGGCUUUGAUGUGUUUUUGGGUACCUACCUUCCCUCAGACUCUUUGCCUUCCAGCAUUCAGAUGUUCCUGGACCGACGACCACUUGUCAUUCAGGCUGUUCCCUACGUGUUCGCUGCAAGUUUGUUCUUGACACUUCUUGCUUUGUUCACGACAAGGUCUCCCGACUCAUCGGUUUGGCCUCUUCGCCUUUUCAUGGUGUUCUGGUUCGUCAUUACAGCCUACUGCUUCCGCUUCAUGUAUGAGCAUGGCAUGCUUUAUGUGAAUUGGCCCAAGCUCAAUACUCCCGUCGCUGGCGCCGAGGGAUACCAAGAUGCCAUGAUCAAGGCCCGUACCGACCCUGUUAUUGGACAGUGGCUCCCAUCCAAGAGACACCAGCGUGGUGUCAGCAAUGCUCGUUUGGUGUUCCUUGAAGAAGGGAAGACCAGGGUCGAGUAG
Messenger RNA from Penicillium argentinense, 2112 nucleotides. Its product is annotated as putative phosphoinositide phosphatase (Sac1). The transcript has 2 exons. NCBI's taxonomy places the organism in Eukaryota, Fungi, Ascomycota, Eurotiomycetes, Eurotiales, Aspergillaceae. Bases 1 to 2112 code for a protein of 703 amino acids. The record is from RefSeq and is a predicted model, not a curated record. Gene Ontology annotation, biological process: phosphatidylinositol dephosphorylation. Gene Ontology annotation, cellular component: endoplasmic reticulum. Gene Ontology annotation, molecular function: phosphatidylinositol-4-phosphate phosphatase activity.